CGGGGUUCUAUUUUCAACCCUGAACAGUCUCUGGUUUCCAACAAGGAUGAGGCUGAAAUUUAGCCUGCAAAAGACCUACAUACUGCGAGGGACUGGAUGACUGGGAGCUUCCUUCUGGUGAUUGGAAUUUGUAAGAAGGAACAAGUAUUUUUAUUUUUAUUUUUGGUCAAAGACGGACAAUAUUGAAUAUUUAUCGAAACCAUGAGAUGGCCUCUUCGCGGCCUCGUGCUUGCAGCAACCCUCCUUGUUACAGUUACGUUUCUCUACUUGCCUCAACGGAGACAGCCGCUGGUCCACACGGGCGUCCAAAAAUAUUUCACAUGGGACAACCCGGACUUCGCAUACUUCAAUAAUCAGUUCAUUCUUCACCUUGCAUCAGCAGUCAACAACCCUCUCCCAGCCCGAAGAUUGUUAUCACCAGGAAUCACCUGUCCAGCGGUACGAGGUGUUGCUACAUCGCAACUAAUACCGGUCACCCAUGUUUUUAAUGCAGCAGGACUCGAGAAAUUGGGAUACGACACGAGGCCCCAACUUGCUACCAGUCUACAAAACGCAUCGACUUUAGUGGUGGAUUUCACGAGCGAAAUCGCCGAAACGCUAGAACAAGUUGUCCGCAUUACCGCGCCAAGCGAAUCGUAUUGGCAACAUUCUGCAUUCAGCUUUGUACGGGACUCAUUCAUCCUUCCUCUUCGAGCCGGGCCAUGGAGAAAAGCCGCGCGCUUAUUCACACUUUCAGAUCCUCUCGAUGCCUGCGUGAAGGAUAUGCUACCCGACAUCCUUCCCCACGCAGUUGCAUUGCAUAUUCGAACUUGGCCAUCCGACCUCUCCUUUGGCCAGAAAGACCCUUGCCAUCAGAAUGAAAUCCCCGUCCUCCGCAGUGUAUUCGGCAAAUGUGACUGGACGGGUUCCUACCUUUAUGACAAUGUUAAACGCAUGCAGUUAAACCCGGACCAGCCUGUGGUUAUUGCGACCGAUGACCGUGAAGGUGAAGUUGUCCGCGACCUUGUAAAAUUGCUCGAUGGGCGAGCCCAUUUCAUGGAAAUGACCCACAAAUGCAAGGAGGCUAUUAGGACGGCACACCCGGAGGAGGAGCAUGAGUGGCGCCUCGCUGCGUACUGGCCGAUUAUUGAAGCAACAGCUCUGACGCGAGCUGAGUCCUUCAUUGGAUCCUUCUGGUCGACUCUUUCGCAACUUGUCGCCAUUCGUCGACCUACCGAACGAACUUUCUUUUUCCAAACUCGUUGGCAAGCGUUGGUCUGGGAUUCUCGAGUGGCACUUGGUGUGCUUGUUAUCCUCGGGAUAACAUACAUGGGAUACACAUGUUCCCGCCGUGCUCUGGCAAGCCGACGGAAGCGUAUGGCAGCUGCUAAGAAGCCUGAGUUCAUUGCUUCUCCAUAGCAAGGGGCUUGAAUGUAUCUUUUGAACAUAUUGUGGUUUGGAUUCUCUUCUUGGAGUUGGUUGGAUAUAUUUACUUUUCGUGAGGCAUAUCUGUACGUGUUAACCCUUACCAUUUUGUUUUGUUGUAGUUCGAUAUCCGCACCAUUUCCAAUCCUUUCCCUGGCGUUUGUGGCGUUAGCAUUAUUUAUAACAUAGUUGGGAUUGAUUAUUUAUUUACUCGUCGAAUGACGUGGCUAUUUGCCCUUUGUCCGAUCUUUUUUGGCCCUAUUUGUAUCAUUCUCAAUCAAGGAAAUGUAUUAAAUAAUAAUGAAGAUGAUCUGAGUUGAUUUCUAUGG
This is a messenger RNA of Histoplasma capsulatum G186AR, 1733 nucleotides long. RefSeq lists its product as uncharacterized. The record is from RefSeq and is a predicted model, not a curated record. NCBI's taxonomy places the organism in Eukaryota, Fungi, Ascomycota, Eurotiomycetes, Onygenales, Ajellomycetaceae. The transcript is spliced from 2 exons. Bases 202 to 1398 code for a protein of 398 amino acids.